AAACCUCUCUCUGUCCUCAACACCAGACUUUGGAGGCCACCUCUCUUUCCAAGUCCAUCUAACGCACACAUACACACGUAGGAACGCACAGCAGACCAUCUCUUUCACCCUGGAGAACACAGUAGCUGGAGAACCUUUCUGCUUCACAAUGCGGUCCAGCUGCUCCCUGCUAUUCUGCCUACUGCUUGUGUCCCAUGGGUCCUCAGCAGUCAUCACAGGGGCCUGUGUGAAGGACUUGCAGUGUGGAGAGGGGAUGUGCUGUGCGGUCAGUCUGUGGAUCAGGAGCCUGAGGAUGUGUGCCCCUAUAGGACAGAAGGGAGACGAGUGCCACCCCAUGAGUCACAAGGUUCCCUUCAUUGGCACAAGACUACAUCACACAUGUCCAUGUGUGCCACAUUUGGCAUGCAUCACCACAUCAGAUGGCAAAUCAAAAUGUCUUUCACCGUACAACUACUCAGACUACUACCUCUGAGGACAACCACGGGAAGUGCUGAUAGUCAUUUUCUAGGUCUGCCUUCGUUUUUAAAAUACUGUUUCCAUUAUAUGUAUUAAAGAUAACAUAUAGACAUUUUCAGGUUGACUUAUAUUUGAAAAGAACAAUUUGCUCUCCCUUCUUAUAGCUGCAAUCCUUAAUUGAAACAUUAACAAAGUUGACACCCCGCCACAGUUUCAGUAAAAAGUUGAGGAAUGAGGCUGGAGAAUUGCAACCACUCUCAAAUCCAUAGACUACACUAUGGAUGCAAGGACUGACAAUCCAUGAUAUCAAAAUUGUAGUUUUACAUUUACCUUGUUUACAAACAUUGGAGUAAAACAAACUUAUAUUUGGGGUUUUGAUGGGUACUACAGUUGAGCUAAGCUCAUGAGGCAUUUAUACGUAUAUUCUUCAAGAAUCAAUGGGUACAUAUCAUUCAUUUAUAAGUCCAAAAUGGAUGUAGCAACUAAGGAUGACCCUUUUAAGAUUCUGGACUUCACAAUAAACAAAAUAUGCCCACUGUAAAUGCUGAUGGUAUCUAGUGCCAUUCCAAAUCAAACAAGAACAACGACUGGAUCUGUACAUAGGUCCACGAAAUAUACAGUUUCACUUGCACAGCUUUGCGACUUUACAAACGUGAACGUUAAUUAUCUGCAUAAUUAUGUUUAAACCGAUAUGGAAUAAAAAUCCUUUCAAGGUUUGUUCGUGAAAGACAAGACAGAACUCAUUUCAAAAAGAGCUACUCUGUUUACUAUUGUGAAUGGCCACUAACAGUGUGUGACGUCCAAAGGACAUUUUGUCGCUACCGUGUUGUUCUAUUGUACUGUAUGCGACUGGACCUUAUGUGCAUUAUGCUGUUGUUGUUGUUAUUGGUGGUGGUGGUGGGACCUGCCAUUCAAUCACUGGACUUGUUUUUGGGAAUAAAUGCAAUUCAAAUAAAUAGGAAAAGGGUCUAAUCAUG
Oncorhynchus tshawytscha (Chinook salmon) is the source of this 1433-nucleotide messenger RNA. It is a transcript of the gene prok2, whose product is annotated as prokineticin 2. NCBI's taxonomy places the organism in Eukaryota, Metazoa, Chordata, Actinopteri, Salmoniformes, Salmonidae. Bases 149 to 472 code for a protein of 107 amino acids. The transcript has 3 exons. The record is from RefSeq and is a predicted model, not a curated record.